AUUACCCACUCGUGAGUAAUGGCUUGCGAUUCGAAUUCCAAUUUAAAAGUUAGUUCGAUCAAGUUGAGUCAUCUUUUCAAGUAGUCAUAGAAACGCGACGCGCGUCCCGGAAUGGUAGAUUACGAGGCCAAGAGGGAUGAAUGCGUGAUUGUCGCUUUGGCGAGCCGCAACUGCCGCAAGGACCGCAGGGUCGUGACAGUUCGUGACAGUUGUGCAAUUAGCGUGAUUUCGCGCGCUCUCUCGAGGAUUCGCAAUUUCGAAACCGAAAUGGAGCGAAAAUAUCAGAGGGUUGGUUUGGGGGUGGGCGCAUUUCACAAUCCUCCAAGGGCGAAAUAUAGCGAGGAAACAAAGAAUCUCAUUAAGCUGUUAAUGGAAGAAUCCAAGUUAUCAAUGAUGCAAAGGAAAAUGAUUCAGGAGGCGGUAGACAAGGGCGAAUCCUUACCGCCUUCCAUCGAUAGAACGAAAAAAGCGAAAGAUAAGGUCGAAAAUGAUCAAGUUAAAUUUCCUAAUGCUUGGAGGAGGCGUUCACAGGAUAUGAUUAUAAGCAGCGGUGCUUACGAGAGAGAACAAUACAGGAGGACAGCGCCCUUACCCAACAAGGAGAAACAAAAGCGUCACUUGGCAUGUAUGAUGGCUUUUGGAAAGGACAUGCCGGAGACUCCUCAUGGUCCUAAGAUCCUCCACAGGGCUAAACGGGAACCAGAAAUACCUGAAAAUGCGGAUUUUCUGAACGACUUGACACAAGGGAUUCGCGAAAGGAUGGAUUUCUUGCACGAUAUGGAGAGUCUCGGAAUGGGGAAGAAGUAUCGACCUAUAAUACAGCAGGAGAUAGCGCAGAAAAUACGGCUAAUGGAGUCGCUGGAUAAUCAAACGUCCGAUCAGCUAUGAAAAGAAUUUUAUGAAGUUAAGAACGAAAGACCGUCGUCAAAAUUAUUUCCAUUGACUGAACCGGGACAGAAUUGAUUCUUCCAUUGAUAUAAUCUACAUGUAAGCGCUACAGCGCUAUAGAUGACAUAGAUUGGAUUUUACGUGUGUUACAUAUAAUAUUAUCAAUCAGAUAUUUUUUAUUGUAUUUCAAUCAUCUGAUAACGACAAAUGAAUUUUACAGAUAAGAACGUAAUGCCAAGAUAAUAAUGCCAAGUAUUAUAAUCAUAAUGAUUCAACUGUCUGAAAUCUCUUUUCUGGCGGUUCCGAAGCAGAAAACAUAAACACCGCAGCAUGUUUCAUUCCGCUGGGCUUAUCGCUUCACGAGGACUCCGCGGCGAGCCGCCGCGAUCGCCCACCACG
Molecule: messenger RNA, 1287 nt
Organism: Acromyrmex echinatior (Panamanian leafcutter ant)
Lineage: Eukaryota; Metazoa; Arthropoda; Insecta; Hymenoptera; Formicidae
Product: UPF0193 protein EVG1
Source: RefSeq, a predicted model, not a curated record